Messenger RNA from Metarhizium robertsii ARSEF 23, 663 nucleotides. RefSeq lists its product as uncharacterized. The transcript is spliced from 6 exons. Lineage: Eukaryota; Fungi; Ascomycota; Sordariomycetes; Hypocreales; Clavicipitaceae. The record is from RefSeq and is a predicted model, not a curated record. The coding region runs from base 1 to 663 and encodes 220 amino acids.
AUGCACAUCCCAUCAUUUCUAUUCUCUGGCCUGCUGCUCCUCGGAGCCGGCCUUGCCCGCGCAGAAAAUACCCAGGACAAUGAAGUUCUCUGCAACGGCGACUCCCCCGAAAUGGGAACCAAGGACUUUGUCUUGUACCUCCGGAAUUGCCACAACGUCCACAACAACGUUGUCAACAAGCCAGCCGCACCGCCCAAGCCAGAGGUCAAGAAGAUUAAUUGCACCGAGGUGCUCAAGAAUGACAACCGCAUCGACUGCCGUGGCUUGGAUCGCAAGGGCUGCACGCUCCGCUCCUGGGAAUACGCUGCGCCCGAGUGUCAAGGCAAAACCGGCGCAGAGGCCAAGAAGUGCGCGGAUGACAGAGAUGUUCUUCCCUUUGGAGCCGGCGUUUUCUACACGGGCUACAUGAGGGCCGCCGUGCCGCAGUACACGCUUCAAAAGACGGAUGAGCCCGUGUUCAAGGAGCUGUCGUGCGAUAAGCUCAACCCGUUCGACUGCACUGGUAUAAACAAGUACAUGUGCCAGUAUCGCUCAUGGCAGGCUGGUGCCAAGUGCAAGAAUGACGCGAAUAGAGAAGCUUGCUGUGCCAAGCCGGAUAGCGAUCCCUCUGGCUUUUUCAAAGACACCUACCUGUUGGAGUUUAAGAAGAAGUGCAUGGCGUAG